CAGACUUUUCCAAAAGAAAAAGUUUGUUUUGGUGGGUGAAGGUGUAAUUUGCCCUUUGGCAUUGGGCCUCCCUGCAAGUAAAAAGCAAAACGCAUACACAGCGCCUCUACCCCGACUCUCCGAACCAACGAAGAAACUCAGCAACCAUGCCGACAGACUAUGUGCAGGAGCAAGAGAUGGAAAUUGAAGCAUUAGAAGCCAUACUUAUGGAUGAGUUUAAAGAAAUUCACUCUAGUGAAAGUGGACUAAACACUUCUAAUCGGUGCUUCCAAAUAACAAUAUGUCCACAGGAUGAUGACGCAGACGAAUCAACUGCCACUCCAGUUUGCUUGGCUUUAAUUUUCUCACAUACCGAAAAUUAUCCAGAUGAACCACCACUUCUGAAUGUGCAAAGUUUAAAAGGAAUUCAAGGAGCAGAUCUUAAGAUUUUGAAAGAAAAGCUUGAGCAAGAGGCAUCUGAAAACCUUGGUAUGGCUAUGGUCUAUACACUAGUUUCAUCUGCUAAGGAGUGGCUGUGUGAAAAAUUUGCACAAGAUGCUGGUAUGGAGAACAAUGAAGAUGAAGAGACAGCAAAAGAUGAUAUAAUUAUACCCCAUGGAGAACCAGUUACUGUUGAUACAUUUCUUGCAUGGAGAGAAAGGUUUGAAGCAGAGUUAGCGCUAGAAAGAGCCAAGCUAAUGCCCGAGUCAGCACUAUCUGCACCCAAGGAAAAGAGGCUCACAGGCAGACAGUAUUUUGAAAGCGGAAGAGCUAGUCUGAAAGGUGCCACACAAAUUGCUGAAGGAUCUGAUGUGGAAGAUGAGGAAGAUAUCGAUUUUGACGACGAAGACUUUGAAGGUGAUUCUCACUUCCCACUGUGCCCAUAAAUUUGAGUGUGUUAGUGGGUGGAUAGGUUUCAUGCUUUUUUGCACCUACAU
This is a messenger RNA of Camellia sinensis, 917 nucleotides long. Lineage: Eukaryota; Viridiplantae; Streptophyta; Magnoliopsida; Ericales; Theaceae. The record is from RefSeq and is a predicted model, not a curated record.